UUGAAAAGCCAGGUGUCAACAUGACUGAGCGCUUUGACUGCCACCAUUGUAAUGAGUCUCUUUUUGGCAAGAAAUAUAUUUUGAAGGAGGAGAGCCCCUACUGUGUGGAGUGCUUUGAGACCCUCUACGCUAACAACUGCGAGGAGUGCAAGAAGCCUAUUGGCUGUGAUUGCAAGGACUUGUCUUACAAGGACCGGCACUGGCAUGAGACCUGUUUCCACUGCUCACAGUGCAAGAACCCACUGGUGGACAAGCCCUUUGCUGCCAAAGAGGAUCAGCUACUCUGUACAGAAUGCUACUCCAAUGAGUACUCGUCCAAGUGCCAUGAAUGCAAGAAGACCAUUAUGCCAGGUACCCGCAAGAUGGAGUAUAAGGGUAGCAGCUGGCAUGAGACCUGCUUCAUCUGCCAUCGCUGCCAACAGCCAAUUGGAACCAAGAGUUUCAUCCCCAAAGACAAUCAGAAUUUCUGUGUGCCCUGCUAUGAGAAACAAUAUGCCAUGCAGUGUGUUCAGUGCAAAAAGCCUAUCACCACUGGAGGAGUCACUUACCGGGAGCAGCCCUGGCACAAGGAGUGCUUUGUGUGCACUGCCUGCAAGAAGCAGUUGUCUGGGCAGCGUUUUACGUCUCGAGAUGAGUUUGCCUACUGCCUGAAUUGCUUCUGUGAUUUAUAUGCCAAGAAGUGUGCUGGGUGUACCAACCCAAUCAGUGGAAUUGGAGGCACAAAGUAUAUCUCCUUUGAAGAGCGGCAGUGGCAUAACGAUUGUUUUAACUGUAAGAAGUGCUCCCUUUCAUUGGUGGGGCGAGGCUUCCUCACAGAAAGGGAUGAUAUCCUGUGCCCUGACUGUGGAAAAGAUAUCUGAAGGCAAGACAAAGAAGUUACCGCUUGCAGUAUACACAGAUUUAUAUAUUUUCUUUCUCAGCCAGGCAAUACUGUGUUCUGGUUUUCAUCAGCCAUGUCAAGACUUUCCUGUUGUGCUUCUCAGUGACAUUCAUGUUCGUUUAAAUCCUUUAAUCUCUUUUUACUACUUCUUUCCCAGGGAAGAAGAAACCUUACAUAAACCUUAGGUGGGAAGAUGGUUUUGAAUUUUUGUAAUGUAGUAAGGCAAAUCCAAGAGUAAAACUCCUUUGAGUGAUAGCAUUAAAAAUGUAUCUUUCUUUCACUGCAUAUUUAAUUUUUAAGUGCAAUUAACAUGUGUCACAAACUUGAAAAUUUUCCAAACUAUAUAAGGCAACGAAGAGUUUGUAUUUACAGCUGUGUAACUCUUUGUCAUAUAAAGCCUAAAGCAAGAUUAUGUGAUUUACAAUAAAGUUAUUCAGUACA
Messenger RNA from Orycteropus afer afer, 1321 nucleotides. It is a transcript of the gene FHL2, whose product is annotated as four and a half LIM domains 2. The record is from RefSeq and is a predicted model, not a curated record. Gene Ontology annotation, biological process: negative regulation of transcription by RNA polymerase II; negative regulation of calcineurin-NFAT signaling cascade. Gene Ontology annotation, molecular function: transcription coregulator activity; transcription factor binding. Gene Ontology annotation, cellular component: Z disc; nucleus. Lineage: Eukaryota; Metazoa; Chordata; Mammalia; Tubulidentata; Orycteropodidae.